This is a messenger RNA of Annulohypoxylon truncatum, 1920 nucleotides long. RefSeq names its product peptidase S8/S53 domain-containing protein. Gene Ontology annotation, biological process: proteolysis. The record is from RefSeq and is a predicted model, not a curated record. Gene Ontology annotation, molecular function: tripeptidyl-peptidase activity; serine-type endopeptidase activity. NCBI's taxonomy places the organism in Eukaryota, Fungi, Ascomycota, Sordariomycetes, Xylariales, Hypoxylaceae. The coding region runs from base 1 to 1920 and encodes 639 amino acids. The transcript has a single exon.
AUGGCAUCUAACUUUUUCUUCACCUUCUGUAUGCUUUUUGCUACUCUCGUCCAGAGUCUGAAAGGAGAACUUUCCAUCAUCCCGGGAAACAUUCCAGUUAAAGAUAACUCAGAAGUUCUUGUUCAAAUUUUUGUUGUACAGCCAAAAAUCGACUCAAUCACUCUAUCAUUUUUGAAACUUUCAGAUCCAACUUCGUCAGAUUAUGGAAAGUACUGGACCGCUCAACAGGUUGCCGAAGCCUUUCGACCAGAGACGCAAGCCCUCGAAGCAGUAACAAAAUGGCUGUAUUCCUAUAGCACCUCCAAAACCUCAUUGAAACUCUCAAACAGCCGAGGGCAUCUUACAUUCAAAUCAACUGUUGAAAACGUGGAGACGUUAUUCAAAACGAGUUGUUCUCGUGUCAAUGAUGUUAAGAAUACCCAGACAAUCAAAUGCGGACCUUUCCAAAUUCCCAAAGACCUAGAGUCUUAUAUUGAUGUGAUAACUUUGGUUGCGAAGUCUGCUCACAAUCAGAGAAAACGCCAAUCUUACCAUCGAAAACAUCACGGUCCGGCGGCUCGGGAACUGGAGAAAAAGGCAUCCGAACAAGUACUAGAUGUCGACUGCAAGGUAUACACCUCCCCCAAGUGCCUACGGAGUCUUUAUAACAUCCCACCCACAACUUCCCCACCCCUUGGUAGCUCACUCGGGAUCUACGAGGCUGCCUGGACCGCGUGGCUCCCAGAGGACUUGGACCAGUUUUUUGAGCGAUUCCAACCUGAACUCAAAGGAGAGCGACCCAUAAUCCAGGCAAUAGACGGGGGUUAUACGCAAACCGAUUACAAGAUAACGCCAUUUAAUCUCGAGUCAGAUUUAGACUUCGAGUAUGCCAUGGCCUUGACCAACGCAACCGUAGUCAACCUUCAGGUCGGCGACAAGUAUCUCCUAGGGGAUCUCAACGACAUGCUCGCGGCUUUCGAUGCCUACUACUGCGGAGCAUUGGAUCCAAGCAUCGACCCCAUCUUCCCCGACGACCAGCCCGGAGGAUACAACAAGUCAACCGAUUGCGGCACUCUAUCACCUCCAAAAGUCGUGUCCAUAUCUUACGCCUGGCCAGAAGUUGAUUUUCCGCCGGAGUACCUUCGGCGACAAUGUCUCGAGUUCCUGAAAUUGGGGCUCAUGGGCGUCACCGUCGUAGUGGCAAGCGGCGACACAGGUACGCAGAGCGGUACCGCUCCAGGGACAUGCAUAGACAAGGCGACCAAACAGAAUUCAAAUUACACUACCGGCAUGUUCAGUCCCCAAUGGCCCUCCGGCUGUCCAUGGGUGACUUCGGUAGGGGGGACGCAACUUUCGACACAGUCCGGCUCCAAUUCGACCAUUCCAACCAAUAUGUCGACACCAAGCUCCAAUGAGAUUGCAUUCAACAAGGUUUUGAGUGGUGGAGGAAUGCUUUCUUCCGGGGGAGGUUUUAGCAACACGAUUUCCAUGCCAAGUUACCAAAAGGAAGCUGUCUCAGCAUACCUCCUGCGCGAGAAAGCCCAUAUAUCCUCGCUCACCGCAUCCGGAUAUCUUGGCAGCACCAACGGCUCAAUAGCCACGCGUGGAUUUCCCGACGUGUCCAUCAUGGCGUCCUCAUACCUUACAGUAGUAGAUGGCGAGCUGAAACAGAUACACGGAACUUCUGCUUCUGCCGUGGUCUUUGCUUCGAUGGUCGCCAUGGUCAACGAAGAUCGGCAUCGCGCGGGAAAGUCCCCGGUUGGAUUUAUCAACCCUACCUUAUACGCCAACCCAGACAUCUUCAACGACGUAAUCACCGGGCAUAAUUUAGGCUGUGGUGCCGAUCCCGCGUUUAGGGCUGUUAAAGGAUGGGAUGCAAUUACGGGACUGGGCAGUCCAGAUUAUAAUGCUCUACAUAGAAUUCUUAUGGAGCUACCUUGA